This is a messenger RNA of Nothobranchius furzeri (turquoise killifish), 1822 nucleotides long. RefSeq names its product beta-1,4-galactosyltransferase galt-1. Gene Ontology annotation, molecular function: glycosyltransferase activity. The record is from RefSeq and is a predicted model, not a curated record. Gene Ontology annotation, cellular component: cytoplasm. NCBI's taxonomy places the organism in Eukaryota, Metazoa, Chordata, Actinopteri, Cyprinodontiformes, Nothobranchiidae.
AAGCGAAUUUGGGGAAGUUACCAAGCUUUUCCAGAGUGAAUUUGUUGUUUGGUUUCUGGUUUCGUGGAGCAGUCCUCGGGUCGGGCGGGGUGAGCUUCAAGGGUUCGAACUUUAAUUCAACUCAUUUGCUGACCGCAACAAACUGAGGAUCGCCUCAUCUUUCAUGCAGCUGAAUGUUGGGAUUCUAUUUCUUCUCAGCCCAAACUAAAUGGCAAACUACAUCAAAGGAACUCUUCUCAUCAUCAUCAUCUCUAUGUGUGUUUUAGUACUUUUUAAUUUUAGAUCACGCAGCACAAAUAGGUUCAUCCCUACACCACGUAGGCCCCAGCCUGAUUGCACAUCAUUAGUCACUGAGCAGGCAAUCACUCCUCUUAAAAACACCAAGCACCUACUAGUCUCAGCCUUCAUGGACCACAGACUGAAUGGUUUUGAUAUACGGAUCAUUGGCAUGUUUCAUAGAAACUCCAUCCAGCCACUUCACUGCCUUUACUGCUGUUCCGGCCAUUUAAGUGGAACUACUUCUGCAAAUACUUUACAACAUACGGACCACUUUGGUUUCCCCUUUGGUGCUACAGACGUCAUGUGUCAGACACCUGAAAACUGUGAAGCUUCACAUGUUACCCUUUUGACUCAGCCCACUACAGUGGAUGUAUCUGAUCUCAGCUGGAUUCCUAUAAAAAACAAGAAAACCAGUGCAAAGGAGGACAAAAUGCUUAAUUUCACUGUCUGCAUUUCCAACCUGUUUGGAGACUACAACAACGUGCUUCAGUUUGCACAGACUCUGGAGAUGUACAGGUUACUUGGAGUUAACAGAGUGGUGAUCUAUAACACCAGCUGUGGCCCAGACCUUGACCGUCUUCUGCAGAGUUACGCCCAGGAGGGGUUUCUGGAAGUAGUUCCUUGGCCCAUCGACAAGCACAUGAAUCCAUCUCGUGGCUGGCAUUUCCCAGAACAUGGAGGUGAUAUCCACUACUUUGGCCAGCUAACCACACUGAACGAGUGCAUUUACAGAUCCAUGGAGCGUUCACGCUACGUCCUGUUGAAUGACAUUGAUGAGAUUGUCAUGCCAUAUAAACACGACAACCUGAUGUCUCUGAUGGACACGCUGCAACCACAGCAUCCAGAUGUUGGUGUUUUUCAGAUUGAAAAUCACAUCUUUCCCAAAAAUCACUAUGAGCCAAGUGGAAAGUUUCAUCUGCCUCAGUGGAGAGGAGUACCAGGAAUUAAUAUUCUGGAGCACAUUUACAGAGAAGACCCUGCAAGAAACAUAUACCAUCCAUACAAGAUGAUAGUUCAACCAAGGAUGGUGGAGCAGACUUCUGUCCAUGAAGUUCUCAAGUAUUUUGGACAAACCUACAGAGUCCCGUUAGAGGUGUGUCGUCUGAUUCAUGUUCGUGUGGCUCUGCGUGGAUCAUUGACUCUCGAGCAGCUCAAUGUGGACAAACGACUGUGGGACUUCCAGGAGAAACUUAUUUCUAAUGUGGACAAGGUUCUGGGCAAGUUGGGGUUUUUGAUGUCUGAGAAUUGAAGCUGAUGGACAAGAACUGGUGAUGUUGUAAGUUAAAGCUGUUGAUUGCCACAGACAAAAGAGGCUUUUGAAUGUCUAUUCUUGGUAAUCGCUGAGUGGGACAUGACCAUGUAACGCUGUACUUUCUAGGUCUGCAGCUGUGUACUAAUGUGGAAUUCAAAGAGGGGGAGGUGGGGUUUGAAACCCAGCUCCAUGGACUCCUUCCUAUACUACGUCUAUUCCCUCUGGAAUAACUAUGAUGAGGAGACCAUGUAUUAUAAACUACAAAUUAAACUAAAACAAACGUUGAAACCA